This is a messenger RNA of Bombus impatiens (common eastern bumble bee), 2048 nucleotides long. It is a transcript of the gene Tango10, whose product is annotated as BTB/POZ domain-containing protein 17. The record is from RefSeq and is a predicted model, not a curated record. Lineage: Eukaryota; Metazoa; Arthropoda; Insecta; Hymenoptera; Apidae. Gene Ontology annotation, molecular function: protein binding. Bases 541 to 1797 code for a protein of 418 amino acids. The transcript has 2 exons.
UGACCAAAAUACAAAUAUUUUCAGUAGCAUCUAAUUGAAAUUGCGUGUUAGUGAUCACUGCUAACAUUGUGUCACGGCUGUGGUGUUUAUAGAUUCUUGACGAUUUCCGUUCUCUCCGAGUUCGGAAUUUUUUGAAUAUGUUAUAUUUGGUGUUUUUUGAAUAUGUUAUAGAAAUCAACAUUUAGAACAUCUUUUUAUACAUAUAAACGUUGGUCGACCUUACUUUCCGAGAUAUUCGCGAAAUCUGUCCGUAUUAAUUGAAUUUUGAGCAUAGUUUUGGGUCUGUGACAGCAUCACUAUUGGUCGCUGCCUGCGGGUCACUUAUAUUUUAAAAAUGCGGUCACCGCCACACAAUUGUCUUCACAAAAACUUAGUGUAACUCAAACCUAAAUUUAACUGAAGUUUUUUGUAAACUUUUCGGAAAUUGAGCAAUGGUUAUAUAUAUUAUAUAUAUAUAUGUAGAAAAAAGUUAGUUAAAAUGUUGACGAUAUACUUCAAAGUCAUCGAAGCCGAUGAAAUUUUACAUAAUUACCUAACGUAAUGUUAAUGAGUCCUCAGUGGAGUGAGUCACAGGAAAGUAGAGUAACCCUCCAAGAAACGCCACAAUGUGUACCUAUAUUUAGUGAGUUUUUGCGGUACUUUUAUACUGGUCAAAUAAGAAUUAAUUAUGGAGUUGUUCUACCAAUAUUAUCUUUAGCCGAUAAGUAUAAUGUUAAGGAUUUAAUAUCAUUGUGCCUUGAUUAUAUGCAAAAUCAUAUUGCAUUAGCUGCCAUACACGGCACUCUAGUAUCAUGGUUACAGUAUACGUCAAAUUGUGGUCAUCACAAUAUUACUCAAGCAUGUCAAAAUUUUAUUAAGUGGAAUUUGGAAUUGGUGGCCAGAACUGCAGACUUUGGAAAUUUUGAUUUAGAUAUUUUAGUAUCGUUGCUACAUCAAAGUAGUUUAGUGGUAAAGGAUGAAAUGACAUUAUACAAAUGUUUAGAAUCUUGGUUGGAUCAUCAGGCAAAUCGGUUGAAAAGUCAAUUGUCGCACGACGAAUUAGAAGCUACGUUAGAACAAUUGGUAAUAGCUGUGAUGUCUCCUGUUAGAUUUCCAAUGAUGUCUCCUCGACAAUUAGCAGAAUUACUUUUAUUUCCUUUAACGAAAAAAUACAAAGAAUUCUUUGUAGAACGGAUGUCUAUAGGAAUGUCAUUUCAUUCUGGUCAGCUGGAUAAAGUUAAAGAAGUAAGUUUAAACGAAGAAGAUGGUGCAUUACUUUUUGAACCAAGAUUAUACACUAUAGACACCUGUAGUUCAUUACUUACGAUAGAAAAUUUUCAUGGUUUACCCUCUUACCACACCAGAACGCUCGUAUUUUCAAGUCAUUCCUGUUUAGCAGAGUAUGCUGGUGACCGCGCGUGUGAAUGGGUUGUAGAUAUAUAUCCAAAAGGUGUUUGGUUUAAAAAGUUUUUCUUAAUAGUGUGGCAAGGAACCGUAGAAAUGCCCGAACAUGUGAAACGUUCAGUUAGAUUAUCACUCACCUGUAAGGAUCCAUCUGUAAAUAGUAAUGCUGAUAUGCGUGUAAAAAUAGGUGUUUUAAUAUAUGGUUUACAGGAUGGCGUUGAACAUAUUGCAAGAGUAACAGAAAUUAUUCACAGAUUUAGUAAAAAAGAACGUGUUCUUAAUUUGGACGAUCUUUUACCGUUUGAGGAACUUAACCCGCAGCAGGGUUCCGUCUCGGAAAAUACAUCUCCUUUUCUAGUAGGUCCAAAUAAAGAUAUGCUCAAAUUACAUAUUGUUAUAUCACCAGCUAACUAAGACAGAGAGAUUUCUUGGGUUGUAUAAAAUGAAAUCUUACUACAGACUUUAAAUAUUUUGGACUCAUACGAAGGAUCAUCUUUUUUAAGUUUGUCUUCAACGUAUGUCCUAGAAUUUUUUUCUUUUGAUAAAUCGACAUUUUAAUAUUAGACUAAGAUAAAGUUUUGUAUUUAAAUCGUAAUAUGCAAUAAAAUAUUAAAAGAUUUCAAUGUUCCAUGAAUUUCCAUCACAUUAAUUUUUUCUGGGAAAAU